Molecule: messenger RNA, 2208 nt
Organism: Sugiyamaella lignohabitans
Lineage: Eukaryota; Fungi; Ascomycota; Dipodascomycetes; Dipodascales; Trichomonascaceae
Gene: MIH1
Product: putative tyrosine protein phosphatase MIH1
Exons: 1
Coding region: 1-2208 (735 amino acids)
Biological process (GO): positive regulation of G2/MI transition of meiotic cell cycle; protein dephosphorylation; positive regulation of G2/M transition of mitotic cell cycle
Cellular component (GO): cytoplasm; nucleus
Molecular function (GO): protein tyrosine phosphatase activity
Source: RefSeq, a predicted model, not a curated record
AUGAUUGAUUUGGCUUUUUCUCCCAUAGCAAGUCACCGCACUGGUGCUGUUACUGCUAAUGGUAGUACCAGCUCUAAAUUUGAGCAUGCUCAGAUGAUGUCUCACAGCUUACAAUCGUUAUUAUUUCAAGGAUCUCCUUCUCGGGGACAAUCUCCUUGUCGUUCUUCUUCCGAUAUGAUUGAUUCAUCACCGGUAUCCAAAUCAAAGCAGCAGCCUGGCUUGUUUUCUGCAUCAUUAUCAGCAUCUUCAUCGUCAAGAUCUUCCAGCUCUUCAAGUGUUCAUAGUUUUGCUAGUUCUACUUCUGUUACCAGCUCUUCAAGCAUGUCAAGCAUGUCAAGUUCAUCCAGCUCUGUUUCUGUGUCUAUGUCAAAUACUAGCAGCAGCAGCAGCACCACCACCACCACCAGUAUCACUACUAGCAACAACAUGGGCAUUACUAGUAAUAGUACUAGUACUAGAACUGGUUUGAAUCGUAACAACUCAACUCCACAACUGACCAUCAGCACAAAAUCUACAAGCACUCCAUGUUUAAUUUCUUCCCCAACUACAUCUGCACUGGCUGCAGAUAUGUCGCAAAAUUUCCACAUCGACAAGACCCCAUCUUUACCUACUCCAAGAAGAAACUUGUUUCAGUUCCCAAAAGCCAAUCGUUCUUUUGCUCUCCGUAGAGCCGCUACUACUACCUCGGCGACUCUCAGUACUAUUCCAUCGUCUCCUAUGUCUAUGGAUAUGGACCAAGAUCACGAUGAACAUGAUUCAUCACCUCUUCCUCAUAAACCAGUUAAUACUGAGAUGAAGCCACCAGCAUCGUCGUUGUCGCAAAUCACUAAUUCUACCUUUGCAUUAAAACCAACUGUCACUCCUACUUCAUCUGUCAAACCCAAGCCAUUUGCAAUGGCCAGAAUGAAAUCUCUUUCAAAUGCAUCUUUUCUCAUCAACUCCAAGCCCCAAUUAAUUCCUAUUCAACAUGAUCUUACUCCUUGUGGUACUAAGCAUUCUGCAUCUCCCUUGUCCAACACAUCGAUUUCAACACCCAAUCUUCCUGGUGCUAUCAACCUUCCAACAACACCAACAAUUCCUGAUUCGUCGCCUGAUACCUCGAUCAAUAGCUUAUUUGCACCUUCUCCAGUAGCUCAACGAAUUGGGAGGGGUCAAAAGUGUAAAUCUGCUUUGUACAUAACUCGUGGUGCCCCUGCCACCCGCGACUCUUUCAAAGCACCCCGUCCUGGACUUACUCGUAAUGCCAAAGUAAGAAGAACUCACUCCAUGUUUCAACAUCCUGAAGAGUUCUUGUCGGAAGAGCUUAACGAGGAGAAGGAGGUCGAGCAGGCUUCUAUUAUCGCUUCUCCUAUUAUUGAUGAUGACCGUCAGUCUUUUCUUGCACAAGAAAACUGUUCAAUUGCUACUUUCACAGUCAAAGAGGAUCCUUUUCGCCGUAUUGGACGCGAGACUCUCUGUGAGAUUCUUGAUGGCAAGUACAACAACGUGUACGACCGUUUUCUCAUCAUUGACUGUCGGUUUGAGUACGAGUACGAGGGUGGUCAUAUCGACGGUGCUAUAAAUAUCAACAGUAAGGACUGUUUGGAAGAGUCGCUUCUUGCUAAUGUCGACACAAACAAACCUAAUGAAAAGCUGUUGUUGAUUUUUCACUGCGAGUACUCCGCACACCGUGGUCCCCGUAUGGCAAUGCACCUACGUAAGUGUGACCGUCACUUGAACCAGAAAAACUAUCCCCGUCUCCACUAUCCAGACAUUGUUAUUCUUCAGGGUGGUUACUCACAUUUUUUUGAAAAAAAUGUCGACAGAUGUGUGCCCCAGAGAUAUGUCGAGAUGAACGAUGCUUCACAUGCUCAGACUUGUGAACGUGAAAUGGGCAAGUUUCGCAGAAACAUGAAGUUCUCUCGCUCUCAAACUUAUACUUUUGGAAGCAACUCUAACUCUACCGGGUCCAUCACUACUACAACGAUUAAUAGCUCGGUUAACAUUGAUCUCGGAACUCCCUGUGCCAAUGCCGUUUCUGGUAAACGCAUUGACAACAUGCUUUCGGACUUUCGAUUCCCUCUUCGCGAACAGAAUAUGAACACUACACCCACUGGGCCACCCUCUCGCAAGGCUGCCACAAAGCUUGCUAGCUUCAAUGACUUUAUGGACAGUCCCACCUCCCAGCCGCCACAAUUCAAUGUUUGUGCGCAGUUACGAUUUGCUUAA